UUUUCACAUAUUACUUAAAAUGAGGUUAACAUUGCCAUUCCCAGGGCUUCCAUUUACGUCCUUUGCCUUGUUGUUUUUCCUCUCAUUUACUACAGCACUCAUACAUCCUCUGCGUGGCAGAAUCCGGCGACUGCCCGAGACAUCCGGAACAUCAACGUCAGAGGACUUUCAGACGUUUUAUUAUACUCAAACUCUGGAUCAUUUCAACUACAGGCCUGAAAGUUACACCACCUUCAAGCAAAGAUAUUUGAUCAAUUUCAAGUACUGGGGUGGUGCCAAUGUUAGUGCACCAAUCUUUGCUUACCUUGGAGCAGAAGAGCCGAUUGAUGUUGAUCUGUCUAUUAUUGGAUUUCUCACUGAGAAUGCUGCCCAGUUCGGUGCUCUAGUGGUAUUUAUAGAGCACCGAUUUUACGGGAAAUCUGUACCAUCCAGAUCAUUUAUAAAAGCUCUAGGAAAUGCAAACCUUCGUGGCUAUUUCAACUCUGCUCAAGCUUUGGCAGAUUAUGCUGAGAUUCUCAUUUAUUUAAAAAAGAAAUUAUCUGCCCCAUAUUCUCCUGUAAUAGUCAUUGGAGCAUCAUAUGGGGGAAUGCUGGCUUCAUGGUUCCGGCUGAAGUAUCCCCAUGUAGCCUUAGGAGCUCUGGCAUCAUCAGCUCCACUCCUUUACUUUGAUAACAUAACACCACAAGAUGCUUACUUUUGGGUUGUCACCAAGGAUUUUAGGGAAGCUAGCGAGAGUUGCUACCAAACUAUACGGAAAUCAUGGAGCGAAAUCGAUAACGUGGCUUCACAGACAAAUGGUCUUUCAAUUCUUAGCAAAAGAUUCAACACUUGCUAUCCUCUCAAAGAUCCUUCAGAUCUUAGAGAAUUCUUAAUCUCCAUGUAUGCUAAUGCAGCCCAAUAUGAUGCACCACCAGAAUAUCCAGUUAAUAUGAUAUGUGAUGCCAUUGAUGAAGGUCCUCUUGGGGAAGAUAUUCUCAGCAAAAUAUAUGCGGGUGUUGUUGCCUCUUCUGGUACCAGUCCUUGCUAUGUAAAUCCGCACGUUACCCUAACUGAAACAGACUUGGGAUGGGAGUGGCAGACAUGUAGUGAGAUAGUGCACCCAGAAGGCAUACUCAAUAAUUCCAUGUUCCCUCUUGAUCCUUUUAUACUAAGCAGUCGUAUCAAGCAAUGCAAAACCGAAUUUGGUGUUGUGCCUAGGCCUCAUUGGAUCACCACAUACUACGGAGGCCAGGAUAUAAAAUUAAUUCUUCAAAGGUUUGGCAGCAACAUUAUCUUCUCCAAUGGACUCAGAGACCCUUUAAGUAGUGGCGGGGUACUAGAGAACAUAUCUGAUACACUUCUUGCUGUCUACACAAUCAACGGUUCUCAUGCAUUGGAUGUGCUUCGAGUAGAAGCAAGUGAUCCACAGUGGUUAAUCAUGCAACGAAAGACAGAAGUUGAGAUAAUUAAGGGAUGGAUUGCUAAGUACUACGCUGAUCUUCUUGCCUACAAACGUUAUUAGUCAGCAUAUCUCAUGUAAACUUAUCAAAAUAAAUAUAAUAAUCAAAACUGCAGAAAGAAAAGUUUCCCAUGUAUGGGAAAAUAUUAUAUUAAUAAUAAUACAUGCUA
Manihot esculenta (cassava) is the source of this 1608-nucleotide messenger RNA. RefSeq names its product lysosomal Pro-X carboxypeptidase. The record is from RefSeq and is a predicted model, not a curated record. The transcript is spliced from 9 exons. Bases 20 to 1501 code for a protein of 493 amino acids. NCBI's taxonomy places the organism in Eukaryota, Viridiplantae, Streptophyta, Magnoliopsida, Malpighiales, Euphorbiaceae. Gene Ontology annotation, biological process: proteolysis. Gene Ontology annotation, molecular function: serine-type exopeptidase activity; dipeptidyl-peptidase activity.